GUUGUAGUUGCGCCGGAUCAAAGGCUUUGCACGGCAGCGCCAAUCAUGGCUGCCCAGAACAACGAGACGAUGAAUGAAGCUCUGCUGGACCAGGUGGUCGACAGCGAUGACCGGCCAGACACAAGCACAGAAGCACCGAGCUCCCGGAGAAACUCAGACGAGUUCCGAUCUCUCGAUAGGAUUGCACUUGCCUACCAUCGCCGAGAACUGGAGAUAGCUUCUUCAUCAUGGUCGAUCCCUUGGAAACGAAUCAGCGCUCUUUUCUUCAUAGCCUUAGCCGUUGCCACGUGGGUCACAGAGAUCGAAGUCACAAAGUCCGUCCUCUCAGGGGUGGAUCCGUACAACAAUCCGUACAUGCUGGUAUGGAUGGCGCACAACUUCAGUAUGGUCCUAGGGUUCCUCAUGGGAGGAAUCACUGCCUGCAUGAUACCUAAGAGCGAAGGGAGGCAAUCUCUUACCAACAUGGUUUUCCGCCCUCAGGGCACGUUCUUGUGGAGCAGCUUCUGGCUUUCAGUGUUGUGCAACCUGUGCACGUGGCUGUGGUUCGCUUCCAUACCUCUGACGGACGAUGUCGUCAACACAGUCAUAUACCAGUCGUGCUGUGUCUGGUGCUUCAUUAUCUCUGUGGUCAUUCUGGGGGAGAAGGUCACAGUUAUCAAGGUCUUGGCUACGAUAUGCACUUUCUCCGGUGUCGCAGUGAUCAGCUCGUGGCCGUGUGUAGCCAAGUCCGCAGCUCAGCAGGUGGUGCUGGGUGAAAAUCUCUGGGGGGAUACGCUGUGCUUGUGCUCAGCCAUCUGCUAUGCACUCUAUGAAGUCUUGCUGAAGAUGCUCGGGUCGCAAGCCAACGAGGAGGAGGUUGCGCACGAGGACGAGUCGGUGUAUGGGCACAUGUCUUAUGUGCCCUUGCAAGACUCGUUGGAGGGUCUCCGGUCGGCCUCGUCGUUGGGGUUCAUGGUGGGGUGGAUGGGGUUGUGGAACCUGACGCUGCUGUGGGCUCCCGCGGCGAUUCUGCACUUCAGCGGAUAUACGACUUUCGUUCUGCCGCAUGAAGAUGUUCUUCCUUACCUCCUCCUGGACUGUUUCUUGGAAGGAGCAUACCUUGUGUGGCUUGCUAUCGCCAUCGCCUUGAGUAGCCCACUGUUCGUCACCAUCGGGACGGUCCUAGCGAUCCCUGCCUCUGCCGCUGCAGAUACGUUUCUUCAUGGAAUUACCUGCCCUCUGCUGAGCUUUGUUGGAGGAGGUAACGGUCAGGAACUCUGCCGGGCAUGAAGGUUUGACAUGGUCCUUUUUCGCAGGCCUGGUGUUGCUCGGGUUUGUGGGGAUCAACAUCACGUUUCUGGUUGAAGGAAGAAGAGGCUGGCCUUCCUGGCUGUAGCUGAGCUAAUACUUCAUUCCUACCUACUUCAUUUGUACAUUCUUGCUCC
Molecule: messenger RNA, 1424 nt
Organism: Guillardia theta CCMP2712
Lineage: Eukaryota; Cryptophyceae; Pyrenomonadales; Geminigeraceae
Exons: 6
Coding region: 46-1269 (407 amino acids)
Source: RefSeq, a predicted model, not a curated record